AUGCGUUGGAGGUUGUGCCCUCGAGGUCCUGGCGGGGCGGCGGCCCUGGUGGCAGCCCAGAGUUUGUGGGGGCCGCCCCGCAUUCCUUGUCGCCCGCGAUGGCGAGGGACAACAAGGAGGCUUCUGGUGCGGUCAGUCGCUGGGGCCAGUAACCAGCUGACGAGCCCGGAUAGCGGCAAAUACCGGGACACGGUGCUGCUGCCGAAGACUAGCUUCCCCAUGAAGCUGCUGGGCCGCCAGCAGCCGGACACGGAGCUGGAGAUCCAGCAGAAAUGUGGAUUUUCAGAACUUUAUUCAUGGCAAAGAGAAAGAAAAGUAAAGACAGAAUUUUGUCUUCAUGAUGGACCUCCUUAUGCAAAUGGUGACCCUCAUGUUGGACAUGCUUUAAAUAAGAUAUUAAAAGACAUAGCCAAUCGAUACCACAUGAUGAAAGGUUCCAAAAUACAUUUUGUGCCAGGCUGGGAUUGUCAUGGGUUGCCUAUUGAAAUAAAAGUAUUAUCAGAACUUGGUGGAAAAGCUCAGAAUCUUUCAGCUGUGGAAAUCAGAGAGAAAGCUAGAGCAUUUGCCAAAGCAGCCAUUGAAAAACAAAAAUCAGCAUUUAUUCGUUGGGGAAUAAUGGCAGAUUGGAAUAAUUGCUACUAUACAUUUGAUAGAAAAUAUGAGGCUAAGCAGUUGAGGAUUUUUUACCAAAUGUAUGAAAAGGGCUUGGUUUAUCGCUCUUACAAACCUGUGUUUUGGUCUCCUUCAUCAAGGACUGCAUUGGCUGAAGCAGAACUUGAAUAUAAUCCUGAGCAUGUCAGUCGUUCAAUAUACGUAAAAUUCCCUCUCUCAAAACCUCCUCCUAAGUUGGCAUCUCUUAUAGAUGGUUCCUCUCCUGUUAGUUUUUUAGUCUGGACCACCCAGCCUUGGACAAUUCCAGCCAAUCAGGCUGUUUGCUACAUGCCAGAAUCAAAGUAUGCCAUUGUGAAAUGUUCCAGUUCUGGAGAUUUCUACAUACUGGCUGCAGAUAAAGUAGCAUCUAUUGCUUCUACUUUGGGAACAACCUUUGAGGUUAUUUCAACAUUUUCAGGUGUAGAUUUGGAAAAUGCUACAUGUAGUCAUCCUUUAGUUCCUGAUAAAGUCUCUCCUCUUCUACCUGCAAAUCAUGUGACCAUGACAAAAGGAACAGGAUUGGUUCACACAGCCCCAGCUCAUGGUAUGGAAGAUUACGCUGUCGCAUCGCAACACAGCCUGCCCGUGGAUUGUUUAGUGAAUGAAGCUGGAAUUUUCACAGAUGUUGCAGGUCCUGAACUUCAAAACAAGUCUGUGCUUGAAGAGGGAACUGAUGUGGUUAUAAAGAUGCUUCAGACUGCAAAGAAUUUGUUGAAAGAAGAAAGAUUGGUCCACAGCUAUCCCUACGACUGGAGGACUAAGAAACCGGUGGUUAUUCGUGCCAGCAAGCAGUGGUUUAUAAAUAUCACGGAUAUUAAGACUACAGCUAAGGAAUUGUUAAAAAAAGUGAAAUUUAUUCCUGGUUCUGCACUGAAUGCCAUGGUUGACACACUGGACAGGCGGCCAUAUUGGUGUAUAUCAAGGCAAAGAGUUUGGGGUGUUCCAGUUCCUGUGUUUCUCCAUAAGACGAAAGAUGAACACUUGAUCAACAGCCAAACCAUCGAGCAUAUUAUUAAGCUCGUGGAACAACAUGGCAGUGAUAUCUGGUGGACUCUCCCCCCUGAGCAACUUCUUCCAAGCGAAGUCUUAUCUCAGGUUGGUGGCCCUGAUGCCCUGGAGUAUGUGCCAGGCCAGGAUAUUUUGGACAUUUGGUAUGACAGUGGGACUUCAUGGUCUUAUGUUCUUCCAGGUAGUGACCAAAGAGCAGAUUUGUACCUGGAAGGAAAAGACCAGCUUGGGGGCUGGUUUCAGUCUUCCUUGCUAACCAGCGUGGCAGCCAGGGGAAAAGCACCUUUUAAGACAGUGGUUGUUCAUGGAUUUACUCUGGGAGAAAAGGGAGAAAAGAUGUCCAAGUCUCUUGGGAAUGUCAUUAAUCCUGAUGUUGUCAUCAAUGGAGGAAAAGAUCAGAGCAAAGAGCCUCCUUACGGUGCCGAUACCCUUCGCUGGUGGGUGGCUGAGUCCAACGUCUUCACGGAGGUGACCAUUGGCCCGUCGGUGCUCAGCGCUGCCAGGGAUGAUAUCAGCAAGCUUAGGAAUACACUCCGCUUUCUUUUGGGAAACGUGGCUGGCUUCAACCCAGAAACAGAUUCCAUCCCUGUUAAAAAUAUGUAUGUCAUAGACCAGUAUAUGCUGCAUUUACUUCAGGAUUUAGCAAACAAGAUUACCGAUGCAUACAGACAGUAUGAUUUUGGCAAAGUUGUUCGGCUACUACGAGCGUUUUAUACCAGAGAACUCUCUAACUUUUAUUUCAGCAUAAUCAAAGAUAGGCUUUAUUGUGAAAAAGAAAACGAUCCCAAACGGCGCUCAUGUCAGACUGCGUUAGCUGAAAUUUUGGAUGUAUUAGUUCGUUCUUUCGCUCCCAUUCUCCCUCACCUGGCUGAAGAGGUAUUCCAACACAUACCUUAUCUUAAAGAACCCAAGAGUGUUUUCCGUACCGGGUGGAUCAGCACAAGUUCUAUCUGGAAGAAGCCCGGGCUGGAGGAAGCAGUGGAGAGUGCGUGUGCAAUGCGAGAUUCCUUUCUUGGAAGCAUCCCGGGCAAAAACGCAGCUGAGUAUGAGGUUAUCAUUGUGAUCGAGCCUGGACUGCUUUUUGAGAUAAUAGAGAUGCUACAAGCUGAAGAGACAUCCAGCACCUCUCAGUUGAAUGAAUUAAUGAUGGCUUCCCAGUCAACUUUACUGGCUCAGGAACCACUAGAGAAACCUGCAGAUGUAAUUGAGCUUAAAGGGACAUUCCUCAUCAAUUUAGAAGGUGGGGAUAUUCGUGAAGAGUCUUCAUAUAAAGUCAUUGUCAUGCCAACUACCAAGGAAAAAUGCCCUCGUUGUUGGAAGUAUACAGCUGAAUCUUCAGAUACACUCUGUCCCCGAUGUGCAGAGGUCGUGGGUGGAAAAUAGUGCUCUGGUGCCAAUAGCUUUCUGAGCAAGAACCCUCUUGACACUACCGACUAGGAGUCUAAUGGACUGUGUUCAACACUGGAAAGAAAUCCAAAAUUUAGGUUAACGGUGGAAGAAUAAGUAUUGUAGGAUGAAGGUCAAAAUCACAAUCAUAAAAGAGGUAUUUCCUGUAACUGAAGAAAGAAUAAUGUAUAUAUACAUGCAGAUAUUAUAUAUAUGUAUGUCCAUAAUGGACUUAUUCAGAACAUACACUGAAUGUGCUUGCCUUCAAAUACGGCUGAGCAGAAAAUAUAUUUUAUAAAUUGUUUUGACUCAAUAUUUAAGUACCAUGAUGUCUGAAAAUAAAGGCAUUCUGGAAAACCGA
This is a messenger RNA of Tupaia belangeri chinensis (Chinese tree shrew), 3406 nucleotides long. It is a transcript of the gene IARS2, whose product is annotated as isoleucyl-tRNA synthetase 2, mitochondrial. The coding region runs from base 1 to 3042 and encodes 1013 amino acids. The record is from RefSeq and is a predicted model, not a curated record. Gene Ontology annotation, cellular component: mitochondrion. The transcript has 23 exons. Lineage: Eukaryota; Metazoa; Chordata; Mammalia; Scandentia; Tupaiidae. Gene Ontology annotation, molecular function: aminoacyl-tRNA deacylase activity; tRNA binding; isoleucine-tRNA ligase activity. Gene Ontology annotation, biological process: isoleucyl-tRNA aminoacylation; mitochondrial translation.